AAACACUGGACAUUGCGCGAGAGAAUCGUAAAAGCUUUUCUUCUGUCCGUGCGAUCGUGAUUCCAGCCGUGGAGAAGAUCGAAAGACUGUAAAGUUCACGGGUUUGAAGAUCGCACGUGCGAACUAACUCGGCAAGGAUUAACGCGAAUGUGCGCGGGACAAUUGGUUGACGUUUUGAUAAUACCACAGUGUGUUUGGUAAAGGAUACGGCAGAUCGCCGCAGCGGUUGUUCUCGUUUGGACCAGUUCCAGCGCGGAUGUGAGACCGCCGACAAGUGAUAUUACGGCCGAUACCACAAUGGUGAACUAUCCUCGGAUCAUGACAUUCAGUUAGUGAUCGUGUGCAUUCCCCGCGUUGUUGUUGUUGCGCGUGUGCAUUUGUGCAGCGUAGCAGUAAGAUAAAAGAAGAAGAAAGAUAGAAGGAGAGAUAGAGGGGGAGAAGGGAGUGAUCGAUGAAAGAAGGUUGUCGUUGUUGGGCAUGAGGCGAGGGAAACAGCACGUGUUCGUCGUAGCCAGAGGCUGGACGAGAUCCUGAUAGCCGCAGCGACCAGGAUCCGGGAUCAUUCAAGGAAGAAAGGAUGCCAGGGGGGCGCAGGGGCCUGGUCGCCCCGCAAAACACAUUCCUCGAGAACAUCAUACGACGGAGCAGCAGUCAACCUGACAGCAGUUUCCUCCUGGCGAACGCUCAGAUCGUCGACUUCCCUAUUGUCUAUUGCAACGAAAGCUUUUGCAAAAUCUCUGGCUAUAAUCGUGCCGAGGUUAUGCAAAAGUCCUGCCGCUGCGGAUUCAUGUACGGGGAGUUGACGGACAAAGAGACGAUCGCCAGGAUCGAGGAAUGCCUCGAGGGCCAGAUUCACGAUCAAUUCGAGAUCCUGCUGUAUAAGAAGAACAGUGCCCCACGAGAAACACCAUUAUGGCUGCUUCUACAAAUAGCGCCAAUAAAGAACGAACGGGACCUAGUGGUCCUGUUCCUGUUGACCUUCCGGGACAUCACUGCCCUGAAGCAGCCAAUCGAGGCAGACGACAGCAAGGGUGGCCUCUCCAAAUUCGCCAAGCUCGCCAGAUCGGUCACCAGGUCGAGAUCUGUUCUUGUCUCACAAUUCAGCUCCCAUCUGCCCGCCCUCAAGGAUUCCGCGUUGCCAACCACCGCGAAGCAAUCACACUUAGCUCACAUGAUGUCCUUAAGCGGCGACGUGAUGCCGCAGUACAGACAAGAGGCGCCAAAGACCCCGCCGCACAUUUUGUUACAUUACUGCGCGUUCAAGGCGAUUUGGGACUGGAUCAUUUUAUGUUUGACUUUUUACACGGCCAUCAUGGUGCCCUACAACGUCGCGUUCAAAAACAAAACCAGCGAGGACGUGUCCUUGCUGGUUGUCGACAGCAUCGUUGACGUCAUAUUCUUCAUCGACAUUGUCCUCAACUUUCACACCACGUUCGUCGGCCCCGGUGGCGAGGUGGUGUCUGACCCUAAGGUGAUCAGAAUGAACUACCUGAAAUCAUGGUUCAUCAUCGACCUGUUGAGCUGCCUACCGUACGACGUGUUCAACGCGUUCGACCACGACGAGGACGGCAUAGGAAGCCUGUUUUCAGCGUUGAAAGUGGUCCGUCUGCUCCGGCUUGGCCGGGUCGUUCGAAAACUAGACCGGUAUCUGGAGUAUGGAGCCGCGAUGCUCAUUCUACUGCUCUGUUUCUACAUGUUGGUUGCUCACUGGCUGGCCUGUGUCUGGUACGUCACUUUAAGGUACUCGAUAGGAAGGUCGGACGCCGAUAACGGAGUCCAGUAUUCUUGGCUGUGGAAGCUGGCGAACGUCACCCAGUCCCCGUACAGUUACCUGUGGACCAAUACCAGCACCGCGCCUGAAUUAGUCGCUGGCCCGUCCAGGAGAACCAUGUACGUCACCGCAUUAUACUUCACGAUGACUUGCAUGACCUCGGUGGGAUUCGGUAACGUCGCCGCCGAAACCGACAACGAGAAGAUUUUUACCAUCUGCAUGAUGAUCAUUGCCGCUCUGUUGUACGCCACCAUCUUUGGUCAUGUGACUACGAUAAUCCAACAGAUGACAUCCGCAACGGCCAAGUAUCACGAUAUGUUGAACAACGUGAGGGAAUUCAUGAAGCUGCACGAGGUGCCGAAAGCUCUUAGCGAACGCGUGAUGGAUUAUGUGGUGAGCACUUGGGCGAUGACCAAGGGCCUAGACACUGACAAGGUACUCAACUACUGCCCUAAAGAUAUGAAGGCGGACAUCUGUGUCCACCUGAACAGGAAGGUUUUCAACGAGCACCCUGCGUUCAGAUUGGCCUCUGACGGUUGCCUUCGCGCCCUGGCGAUGCAUUUCACGAUGUCCCAUAGCGCACCAGGUGAUCUGUUGUAUCAUACGGGCGAGUCGAUCGAUUCGUUGUGUUUCAUCGUGACUGGAAGCCUCGAGGUAAUCCAGGACGACGAAGUGGUCGCCAUUCUCGGUAAGGGUGACGUGUUCGGGGACAGCUUCUGGACAAACCCGUCCGUGGGACAGAGCGCUGCCAAUGUUCGAGCUCUGACUUAUUGCGAUCUUCACACGAUCAAGAGAGAUCGAUUGUUGGAGGUGUUGGAUUUUUACCAGGCCUUCGCCAACUCGUUUGCUAGGAACCUCGUUCUGACUUACAAUCUUAGUCAUCGGCUAAUUUUUCGGAAAGUGGCCGAUGUCCGUCGGGAAAAGGAACUUGCCGAGAGAAGAAAGAACGAGCCACAAUUGGAUCAAGCGCAGGAUCAUCUGGUGCGAAAAAUUUUUUCGAGGUUCAAGACCGACGGGGAUGCCCAGAUCGUUGGCGUGAGCAGGGCCGCGAAUGGACGGUCCCAGGAUUCCGACGAGGAGCUCACCGUGAACGUCCUGCCGCCCUGGCCCAGUUUUAGGUUCCGCAGGGAGAGACACACUGCCGACGUGGAGAAGGGUGAUGGAAAAGAUGGAAAGGAGGGGAAAGAAGGCGAGUCCUCGCAUAGCAGAAAGGUUUCCAUCGCGGAUGACAACACCGUGGUCAAGGGGGGGCGAGCUGGAAAAUGGGGACGACUUUUAGGAAGCUCUAGCUUGGACUCUGGAAGCGAGACAGGAACUGGGGUGGAUACGUUCAAACGUUCUUUAAGCGCGAGAGACGCCCGUCCCAGCUCUAGUGCAGGCAGCAAUAAAGUGUUUCCCAAGUUUGGCAAGUUGAGCGGCACCAUCGAGGAAACGGGAGACGCGGAAGGUGCGAAAGAGGGACAACAACAGCAACAAAAUGUCGCGGACUCGAAACAACUUCAGCUCCGUCGAUUGGAAAGUUACGAUGACGGAUUGAUCACGACCCAACCGAGUCACGAUCGCGAAAUUCUAGCCGCUGUUCUCGAGGUGAAAGUGGAUCUAAAGCUGGAGGUGCAACGAGUGAACCAGAGGCUGGCAAAAAUCGAGGAUAUGCUUCAAACGUUGAUGAACAGGUUGCCCGCGGCCAGCCCACAGCAGCAGAAGAGCACCAAUAAUUUUUCGACGGGUGGGAACGGUGGUUCCUCGCAGAACCAAUCAGGAGGCCAGCCACAGGGAGGAGGAGGAGGGGCAGGUGGUUCGAGCUGCCAACAAGGCUCGCAAGCCACUCAAACGUCGGGAGGGAUUGGGGGGGAGCAGAAGGUUUCUACGUCCACUUCGACGAGCGGAGGUGAAGUUUACAGGGAGCAGGGGACAACGACUGAAAGAAUGUCCAAGUCCCAGGAGCACCAUCAUCAUCAUCAUCAUCAUCAUCAAUCGCAGUCGGACAGGCUGAAGGACAGUGAUUACAAGACUUCCUCGAGGGAAGUGAGCAAGGAAUUAUUGGAAAGACUGGCACAGGCGACUACUUCGAGAGGGGACGACGGUACACCUCUUGGACCUUUGAUAUUGAGGAAACGAAGAAGCAAAUCGAGAAACAAGGGAGCUGCACCGUUGGCACCGUUAGCCAGUCAACCGAUCAGCCCUUCGGAAGCGACAGAGACGACGCAGAUGCUCGAGUGCACCGACGAUAGGGAACAGAGCGCCACAACGACAGAUAGAAGCGAUAGGUCCGACAGAAAGAGGCCCCCGCCCAGGCCCAGAGAGUACUUGUGAAAGUUCUUAAGGUUCCGGGCGGUCGUCUCGAGACUGAUCUUCUUCUAGCGAGAAUCGCAGGAAGGAAUUGCCGUUUUCAUGGAAUAUUUUCAUUUUAAAGAUUAGAAUUAUACGGAAUUAUAAUAGGAUACGAUUUUGACAGGGUUUUGCACGGUUCGAUAAGAUUGUUGUUGUUCUAUUUGAACAACGAUGAAGAAGGAAGUAGUUGUGUAGCUUUUGAAAUGAUAACGCGAUAGUCGCGUGUUUUUUUUUUUUUAGAAAAUGGAAUGCGAUUUGUUGGAAGUAAAGUAAUCAAGAAUUGUAGAAUUUGUGAUUGUUCGAAAAAUGAGAGAAGUUUGGACAAGUGAUUGAGACAAGGAGAAUGACUAUUUUAGCGAACUCUCUUUAAUAAAACGAGACGAGUGUACCGGUAAAAGCAUAAUUUAUCUGUAAAAUUUCACCGUGUACAUUUUAAAAACAUGCUGCAUUAUCGCUACUCGCUUCGCGUCUGGUCUUUAGCGAGCAUUCGUCGGUACACGCGAAGGAUGAGCCUGAUUCUGAGAGAAAAAAGUGAAAAUUUGAUUGAAACAGAAUAGAAAAAAUAAGAAAGAAAAAAAAAGAAAACGAAGAUAAUGUAAGGAAAAAAGCGUGCCGACGAAAACGGUCCCGCUACUAUAUACAAAAUUUUGGCAUAUUUUUGCAUGGCCAAAAACAAGCGAUUAAAAAAUAAAAAAAGUAUCAAAGAAAAAAGAAAAACACAAAAAAGUAUAUCGAAUUAUAUACUGCUUGCGACGGCUUCUUCGAAACAUCGAAACGUUAUAAACGGGAGAAUGAAAAAUUAACAUUCAAAAUACUCACGUUGUAACAUGUAAGGUUAACCACACACUGUAAUCGUAGGUUUACACGCAUCUUUAGGGGAUCUCAGCUAGAUUUGUGAUUGAGCGCGAUAGAUUUUAAGUAACAUUAACAACCAACAACAACAACAACAACAACAACAAAAGAAAACAAGAAAUAAACGAAAGGAAAAAAGUGUGUGAAGAUGAAUGAUAAAAAAAAAUAAUUUGGAAAGGAAAUAACAGGAGGAGCGACGGAGAAAGUGAAAAUGAGGUUAGGUAAAAACUAAAAAUUAAUUCUCGAUCAAUUUUCGAUUCGUUCUAUCGAAAAAAAUAAUUUUUUGAUAAACGUUCCAAUUCUCUAACAAACAACGAUUUCAGCGAAAUUCUAUGAUUGCCCGAAACGUGUUGAAUUUGUCGGUUAAGCAGUAAAUGUAAAAAAGUUUUGAAAAAUCGAUCGAUGAUAUAGAAAGGGAAUCGCAAGGCAAUUAUCGCGUUUUAAUUUUUUAAUUUUUACACAGUCGAACUCCGUGAUUCGAAAUAAAAAUAUAUUUUAUCAUUGCUUCGCUAUCGCUACAUCAUGUUCUUCCUUUUUUCAUAAUUUUUUUUAUUAUUUUUUUUUUUAUUCCAUUCGAUAACUUCGCAAAAAAGGAAUUGGCGAGCGCGUAAACGUUGAUCGAUGGUUUUUUUUUUUUUUCAAUAGUUCCGUCUUAUUGUAAAUCAUGUAUGCUUGUGUAUAUUUAUGAGCGCGUGUGUAUUGUAUGUGGGUGUGCAUACGUGACCACAAUCGGUUACGAGUAUGUAAAUUUUUGAGAAAAUUUGUUGCAGUGAAUCUUAGGAGAACUAUUAUCGACUUUUAUCGAUUAUUAUUGACUUCUAUACUGGCUGUGCUUGCUUAAGUUUAACUUGAUUAAGUUUUAAAUUAAAUUAUUUUUAUUUUUAGACUGUUAAUUGACUUUCCUUUUUUUUUUAUAUUAUUUGUAAGAGAUAUAAAAUUGAUCUAUCGUAUUUUAUUUUUCCUUUUUUCUUCUUUUUGUAUAGAUUUAUUUAAAAAUUGUUAUCAAAAGUGCUCCUAUAGGUCUACACCCUCGUGUCACAUUUUGUAAGUUUCCCUUCAGAAAGUAUUCUCAUUACUCUUUUGAGAAGAUCUCGUUUGUAAAACGAUUCGUGGACCAUCAUCCUCUUAAACGUCUUGAAGAAAAUAUUAUCGUGUUAUUCAAAGAUAAAGCUGUAUGUAAUGAAGAAGAAUUCAAAGUAUAUCGAAAAAAAAAAAACAAAAAAGAAAAGAAAAGAAAAGGAAAAAGUUCUCGUAGGUGCCUAGAAGCUACCGCCAAAAAAAUCAUCCUUAUUUUUUUAAGCCUAUUGAACGUUAUUGUUCCUCCUCGUUGCCUCAGCUUUAUCAUUCGAUGCGUUAAAAAAAAAAAAAAAGAAAGAAAAAA
Apis florea (little honeybee) is the source of this 6335-nucleotide messenger RNA. It is a transcript of the gene eag, whose product is annotated as potassium voltage-gated channel protein ether a go-go. NCBI's taxonomy places the organism in Eukaryota, Metazoa, Arthropoda, Insecta, Hymenoptera, Apidae. Gene Ontology annotation, molecular function: voltage-gated potassium channel activity. The record is from RefSeq and is a predicted model, not a curated record. Gene Ontology annotation, biological process: potassium ion transmembrane transport; regulation of membrane potential. Gene Ontology annotation, cellular component: voltage-gated potassium channel complex; plasma membrane.